Salmo salar (Atlantic salmon) is the source of this 5555-nucleotide messenger RNA. RefSeq names its product sodium- and chloride-dependent transporter XTRP3. Gene Ontology annotation, cellular component: plasma membrane; apical plasma membrane. Gene Ontology annotation, biological process: glycine transport; L-proline import across plasma membrane; sodium ion transmembrane transport. The record is from RefSeq and is a predicted model, not a curated record. Gene Ontology annotation, molecular function: proline:sodium symporter activity; L-proline transmembrane transporter activity. NCBI's taxonomy places the organism in Eukaryota, Metazoa, Chordata, Actinopteri, Salmoniformes, Salmonidae.
CCUCAUUAGUCCGUGGGUACUUAUUCCUGUGUUCCCUGCUUGUCUGUUGCCAGUUCCUCAAGUCAACCGGCGUGUUAUUCUGGUCGCCUGCUUUUUCCUUCACUCUGUUUUUUGCUAGUCCUCCCGGUUGUGACCCUUGCCUGUCUGGACUCUGAACCCUCCUGCAUCAGUGGAUGCAUGGUGGCAAGGACGCUGUCAUUAGAUUUGUUCUAUUAUCCAGACAGGAGUGCCAUCCACACUCCCGGUACUUCAGACGUAGGCUUGCUGACUGUCAAGGUUGUCCACAGACACCGCACCGACUCGACCGGACCUGAACAUUGGCUUGAUUGUGUGCUCAGGACUCAACGAUGGGGAAGGACACCGCAAGAGCAGAGUGGGACAAUCCCAUGCAAUUUGUCCUGGCGUGUGUAUCAUACGCGGUUGGACUGGGAAAUGUGUGGCGUUUUCCAUACUUGUGUCAAAUGCAUGGCGGAGGUGGGUUCCUGAUCCCAUACCUGCUUAUGCUGGUCCUGUUGGGGGUACCCCUGUUCUACAUGGAGUUAGCCAUUGGCCAGAAGAUGCGUCUGGGCAGCAUUGGAGCAUGGAGAGCUAUUAGCCCCUAUCUGGGGGGAGUGGGUCUGGCCAGUGUUGUGACCUCCAUGUACCUAUGCCUCUAUUACAACGUCAUCAAUGCAUGGAGUUUCUGGUACCUCUUUCAUUCAUUUCAGUCGAUCCUGCCAUGGGCAGAGUGCCCGGUUAACAGCAACCUGACUGGCCAUGUGGAGGAGUGUGAGCGGGCCACGCCCACACAGUACUUCUUCUACAGAGAGACCUUGGACAUCUCUGGGUCCAUUGAGGAGAACGGAGGGAUUCACAUGGGACAGGCGCUCUGCCUCCUGCUGGCCUGGAUGAUUGUCUACCUGUUCAUCGUCAAGGGGGUCAAGUCCACCGGGAAGGUGGUGUACUUCACAGCCACAUUCCCCUACCUGGUCCUCAUCAUCUACCUCAUCCGUGGGGUCACCCUUCACGGAGCCAUCAACGGUGUGAAGUACAUGUUCACACCCAAGAUGGAACAGCUGGCUAACCCCACUACGUGGAUCAAUGCGGCCACUCAGAUCUUCUUCUCUCUGGGCCUGGGCUUUGGAUCCCUCAUCGCCUUUGCCAGCUACAACCAGUACAACAACAACUUUCAGAAGCAGGCCAUCGUCGUGUCCAUGGUCAACAGUAGCACCUCCAUCUUCGCCAGUAUCGUCACCUUCUCCAUCUAUGGCUUUAAGGCCACCUUCAACUACGAGAGCUGCCUGGAGAGGGUGCGACUGCUGCUCCUGAACACCUUUGAUCUAUCAGAGGACACCAUCAGUCUGGAGAAUGUCAACCACUGGAUCGCUGAGCUGAACAGGACACACCCAGAACAGUUUGCCAAUCUGGGAGGUAGGCUGGAGACCUGUGACCUAGAGGCUGAACUAGACACGGCUGUUGAGGGUACGGGCCUGGCCUUCAUAGUGUACAGUGAGGCCAUUAAGAACAUGCCCGUGUCUCAGCUGUGGUCUGUGCUCUACUUCAUCAUGCUGCUGCUGCUGGGCAUGGGCAGUAUGCUGGGCAACGUCAUCGCCGUCAUCACCCCCCUCAGUGACUUGAAGUUCAUCAGCCGCUACAUGAGCACUAAAACACUCAAUGGUCUGGUGUGUCUAUUCUGCCUGCUGCUUGGCCUGGGCUUCACCACCCGUUCUGGGAACUACUGGUUCACCAUGUUCAACGACUAUGGAGCCACCUUCUCUCUGCUCUUCAUCGUCCUCAUUGAAGUUAUCACCGUCUGCUACAUAUAUGGCAUCAAAAGGUUUGAGAAGGAUGUAGAAGACAUGUUAGGUCAUCGUCUUAACUGGUACUGGAAGAUCAUGUUGGCAGGAGUCAGUCCCAUCCUCCUCAUUGCACUAUUCAUCUUCUACAUCGUCAACUAUAUCCAGGGAGGAACGCCCACAUACCAGGCCUGGAACAAAGAACUGGGGAAGUCUGUGGUGACGGAGUAUCCUCCCUACGCCCAAGCCUUCAUCGGCCUCCUCCUAGCCUCCUCUGUCUGCUGUAUCCCUUUGACGGCCCUCUACACCUACUGGAAGAGGAGGAACCUGGCCAGUGGGAAGAGAGAGCGCACUGUCAGCACUGUGUCAGCGUAAAGACCGACGUAUUGGUUGACAGACGGAGUGACACAAGGCAGAGCUGCGACAUUACGGCUCUGAGACUGACUGGACACGCUAGUUAUAGGAUCGACUGAUCGACAGCCUACUGUCCGUAUCAUGGUUGUCUUAACAGAACGGUACCUCACCCUCCUGGUGCGGUGGUUCAUGCCACACCACAAACCAAAGGCCCUUUUUCUCCCCCCGGGGCAGGCUGGCUCUGCCACUGUGCUGCUGGUGGACAGACUGGCAGAUCUGUACCUAGCAUUAGGCCUAGUCGUACUUUGGCAUCUAACACUUACUGGGUGAUAAUAGUGGACUUUUGUAUUUUGUAGUUGUGGUUCUGAGCAGGGCUUAGAACUACAUCCAAAAUAUUUCAGAAGUGAAAAACAAACAAAUCAUCUUGUCAAUGGUUUAUUGCAUUGUUUAAAGGCCCAGUGCAGUAAAAAACACGAUUUCCUGUGUUUUAUACAUAUUUCUAGGCUAUGAGGUUGGAAUAAUACUGUGUGAUAUUGGGAAAAUUAUUAUAAUCCCUUUUAGUGUAAGAGCUGUUUGGUGGGAUGGAGCUUAGGCCUGCCUGAUGACAUCACCAUGUGGUAAAUUAGUUAAUAGACCAAUAAGAGUUCCAAACUUCUGCAUAUAACAGCUAGUUUUCCGUUUUCCCCUCCCCACUCAGACCUCUCCAAGACAGUCCCAGCAUAAUUCUUGCUUGAGAAAUUGCUCUUUGCUAAGAAGCUAUUUUGGUUUCUUUUUGACCAUUUUAAAUGAAAACAAUCACAGUAGGGUACUUAAUUGUAACCCAUAAAUUAUAUGAUAUUGAGAUAAAAAUGACUGCAUUGGACCUUUAAUGUUUAGCUUUCAGUAGCAGAUUUUUGGGACAGUGUGUCAACCCUCUUUAUUUAAAGCUCCACAAAAUCUUUAAGAUAUUUUUUCCCUUAAAUGUCAGUAUGGUGAAGUAUGUUGUAUCCCAUUGGUUUACUGUAGAUAUUCUGUAGAUUACUCAAUGAGUUGUGAGAUAUGUUGAGUGCCUGGAUGUACAAGCAGACCUUUGUCUGACUCGGUUAUGACUGAAUACAGUCUGACUGGUGUCAAAUGACCAAGAACAACUUGUAGCAAUAGCUGUAUGUGAUAUAGUGUUUGCAAACAUACUGAUAAUUUCACAUAACACGAACAAAUCUCUAUGACCAGGACCAUGACCAUAUCUAUACCUAUGGGCUUUGCUGUCAAUCCACCAUCAGUGACUUCUUACCAGGAUCAUACUCAGUGGGGUGCAAUGUAACAGAAUGUUCAGAUAGAUAUAUAUUCUGUAGAACAGACACUUGUUCUCUGUCAAUUAGAAUAGGAAAUCAUGUCAGCUCUAUAGGAAGCAUUUCUUUCUGCAACAUUCCAGAGCGUUUCACCUCCUGAACGUGUGAAAGUUUCUGUGCUCUUCUAAUUAGAAAGUAUUGUAGUGUUGCACUGCUGUCAUAGAAUCCAUAUGAACUGGACGUAGGAUACAGCCCAAUGGCUAUGCACCAAUGUGCUGUGCAUAUUCACGAGCACAAAAUACAAUGUAGACCUACUCUUUUUACAGGCAAAUGUAUGGGUUUGCACAGAAACAAUUGCCAAACAUGUUGUAAUACUGUGAGCAUUUUUCAUGUGAACAAUUUGAAACCAUCCAUUUAUAAUAACAGGGGCGCAACUUUCACUGGGCCGGGGGGACAGGUCCCCCCUACAUUCUGAAAUUGCAUUUUUGUCCCCCGCUGGUUUUAUCAUUGGAAUGUGAUAAAAAUUGAGGCAACGGUGUGCUUUAGGACUGUGCAGAGGCCUCCGAGCGGUCAGGUAGGCUGUUUGGAGUGUUUAUCCAACUGGAUUAAAAAAGAAAAACAUUCUAAAAUCAAAGUUGUGCCCCUGUACAGUGAUGGAAACAGUACAAAUAUAUUUGCACACUAUGUUUAAUACAGGUUGGUGUUAGUGUGAACCAAGUAUUGGUGUGAACAAUUAUUAUUUUAACUGUAGUACCACAAUGGUGUGUUCAUGUUUUCUAAGUAGUAUUUUCUAUGGUGAAAUUAUUAAAGACAUGAAGACAUUUGAACCAUUGGUAUGAGUGAACAAGAUACACACACACACAUACAGCAGCCAGCCUGUUGCAAACCAGGCAUUUCAUUCAGUCCUACUUGCUGGUAUCCAGCAAGGAUGACAUAUUUCAAUGCUAUGAAAUCUGGAUUUUUUUUUUAAGUGCUUGGUUUGACAAGCUAUGUACUUUAUAAUACCAUUAUAUGUAUAGACCACAAAAAUAUAAACGCAACAUGCAACAAUUUCAAAGAUUUUACUGAGUUACAGUUCAUAUAAGGAAAUCAGUCAAUUGAAAUAAAUAAAUUAGGCCCUAAUCUUUGGAUUUCAUAUGACUGGGCAAGGACACAGCCAUGGGUGGGCCUGGGAGGGUAUAGGCUCACCACUUGGGAGCCAGGCCCAGCCACUGGGGAACCAGGCCCAGCCAAUCAGAAUGAGUUUUUCCCCACAAAAGGGCUUUAUUACAGUCAGAAAUACUCCUCAGCACCGCCUCAGACGAUCCCGCAAGUGAAGAAGACAGAUGUGGAGGUCCUGGGCUAGCGUGGCUACACGUGGUCGGUGGGUGUGAGGCCCAUUGAACCUACAUGCCAAAUUCUAUAAAACGGCAUUGGAUGCGGCUUAUGGUAGAGAAAUGGACAUUAAAUUCUCUGGCAACAGCUUUGGUGGACAUUCCUGCAGGCAGCAUACCAAUUGCAUGCUCCCUCAAAACUUGAGACAUCUGUGACAUUGUGUUGUGAGACAAAACUGCACAUUUUAGAGUGGCCUUUUAUUGUCCCCAGCACAAGGUCCACCUGUGUAAUGAUCAUGCUGUUUAAUCAGCUUAUUGAUAUGCCACACCUGUCAGGUGGGUGGAUUAUCUUGGCAAAGGAGAAAUUCUCACUAACAGUGAUGUAAACAAAUUUGAGCACAACAUUUGAGAGACUUAAGCUUUUUGUGCGUAUGGAAAAUAUCUGGGAUCUUUUAUUUCAGCUCAUGAAACAUGGGACCAACACUUUACAUGUUACGUUUAUAUUUUUGUCCAGUAUAGCAUGAGACUAUAUUUCUAUGGGAUAGACAUGGGCCAUCCGAGAACCACCUGCAUUAAAUAGCGUGUUUGUCUGAAGUUAAGCACUUUUUUUCUCUGUCUAAGACUGGAAUGUAGUCUUGUCUUCAACCUAGUGAGCUGAGGUUUAGGGCUGAAUAUAACGGGGUCGUUCUACAAAUAGAGUGCCUUUUGCACCUCUUUGAUAUUUAAGUAGACAUUUUAAAGCCUGCUAUAUUAAAUGAAGUGCCCUUUAAUACAAAUCACAUGGAAAAUGUAAUAUAUCCUAUUUUUUUAUAUGAAUAAAGACUCGCUAAGGUGCCAAAAAUCUA